AUGGUCAAGGAGGAAUGGAGAGAGCUGGGAGAGAUGCAAUUCACUGAUAAGCUGAAGGCUAUAACGGGUCCUUUGGGGAUAUGGCACAGGGAUAAUUUUGGUCACAUGGACAAGAAAAUCAUGAAGUUUGAGGAAGAGAUCAAGAAGAUUGAUGAUAUGGUGAGUAAUGUGACACAUGAUGGUGUAGUGGAAGCAAGAAAGAGGGCGUUAGUUACUUGUUGCGAGAAGUGGUAUGUGAGGAAAGAACUACAUUGGAAGCAGAUGUCGCGGUCUAGGCAUGCAAGGCACAUGGAUAAAAACACAAGAUAUUUUCAUAACUUAGCUUCUGCCAGAAGGAGGAAUAAUAGGAUUGAUGCUUUGGUUAUUAAUGGAAGAUUGAUAAGGAAUCAAGCUAGGAUCAAAAUUGCCAUCAGAGAGUUUUACAAGGAAUUAUACCAUCAAGAGAAGUCUCCUAUGGUGAGAUUCAGAGACGGGCUGGUGGAAAGGAUCAAUGAGGGGUAUGCUAUAGAGUUAGAGAGGCUACCAACUUCUAAGGAGGUUAGGGAGGCAGUGUGCGAUUGUGAAUCGUCCAAGGCUCCAGAAAGUGACGGGUACAAUAUGAAUUUCAUUAAGAAGUGUUAG
Messenger RNA from Arachis ipaensis, 621 nucleotides. RefSeq lists its product as uncharacterized. Lineage: Eukaryota; Viridiplantae; Streptophyta; Magnoliopsida; Fabales; Fabaceae. The record is from RefSeq and is a predicted model, not a curated record.